Messenger RNA from Perkinsus marinus ATCC 50983, 858 nucleotides. RefSeq lists its product as hypothetical. NCBI's taxonomy places the organism in Eukaryota, Perkinsozoa, Perkinsida, Perkinsidae. Gene Ontology annotation, molecular function: calcium ion binding. The record is from RefSeq and is a predicted model, not a curated record. The transcript is spliced from 5 exons. The coding region runs from base 1 to 858 and encodes 285 amino acids.
AUGGGCCUCUGGGCUGGUACUUUUGUUUCGGUGAUGGGUGCUAAUGAUGUGAAUCCGUUCGGUAAGUCCAACAGGAGCUACUCCAAGUCGCCUUUCUACUCGUCUGGCAAGUCUCGAUCGUACCAUGCGAAGAAGAGGUCGAAGGCGUCGUGGGUGGAGCUCUUGAACGGCUGGUGCGGCAUCACUGCAGUACCGUGGGAUGAGGUCACAUCUGGAGUGCGGCCUAUCAUGCAUACGUCCCUUGUGGGGGUUGGGGUCAUUCUGCUUUUUAUCGGCGUCUCGUCAUUCGUCCUUUUUAAUUUGGUUACCGCUAUAGUGGUAGAGCAGGCGUUCUCGGCGGUGUCGGCUGACAAGGAGCUUCUGGUUAGUAUGAAGCGGUCAAGUGAACAGGAGGCUGUGGAGGCUCUGAAGAUGUUAUUUGAAGAACUCGACGAGGAUGGGAGCGGCGAGUUGUCCUCACAGGAGUUCACGGACGUGUUGGACGACCCUAAGUUCAUUCGAAGGCUGGCUAUGCUCGAUCUUGACGUAUCGGAACUACCGGAGCUGUUUACGCUGUUCGACACGGGGGACGGUAUGGUACAAGGGGAAAUACGGAGUAAGGAUAUGUAUAACUGUGUGGUCUACGCUAAGACGCUGAGUGAGGUGGUGGAGGUAUGCGGGACUGAGCAACUUGAAGACCGGGUGUAUUUGCCUAUGCUGGAGUGUACUGACGUUCAUAUUCCGGAGCUCAUGGUCCAGAUGGAUGACGCUUUCACUGACCUGACAGUUAUGACCCAGUGUGUCAAGGUGGGGGGCGUGCGCGAAAAAAGGGCGGCUAUCGUCUCCAGUGUGGGGAAGUAUAUACACAUGGUCAACUAG